GCGGGGCGCAGCUCAGCCCUGCCCGCCUUCUUCCUUCCUUCCGCCGCGACGCCGCCAUGGUGGGGAAGGUCAAGCGCCCGCGGCUGCACCGCGCCGCCCCCCGGCCCUGGCCCGCCAAGGAUCCGCUGCCACUGCCCGAGCCCCAGCCCCAGCCCGGCCGCGGCCUCGGCCUCGGCCUCGGCGGCUGGAAUGCGGCGGCGGGCAAGGACUGGGACUUCUCAUCUUCUGGUGUCUUUUCCGGGCUGAAGAUUGACCCUGAUACUCUUGUCAAGAAGCUUGACUUGGACUCCAGAAGCAUCAUUUCCUCCAGAACAGGUGUAGAAGAAAAAACAGUUCUUUCCAAAAAAGAGAAAAUGAAGCUGAGGAAGGAAAGGUGGCUACAGAAAAUAGAGAGCGUGAAGUUAGCCAAGCAGAAGCAAAAAGCCGAAGCGAAGCGGAAAGCAACACCCGUGGUGGGAGACAUGCAGCCACUGAUGGAAGCCCUGCCCGAGCUCUCUGACCUGACCACUGGUGGCAGGGGCAGGAAGCCACCCAAGAGCUGUGUAAAAGCAAAGGCAGAGCCAGCAGACUUCUGUCUGAUGAAGCAAGCUCAGAAAUGCCAGCUCUUAGAGGAGGAAGUGGCUCGGUUUCACGAGGUCAUCGCCAAUCCCACCUACAGAGCCAACCCCCUCAUGGCCAUCACUGAGCAUCUCUCCAAGAGGCUGAGGCAGGAGGAAGGAGAGAGUCUCUAAUGCUCUGUUGAGAUGGUUCAAGACCCCCAGCCCUCGAGCCCAGAAGGCUGUUGGAGAUCUGUGUAAAGACCAAUGCUGCUGUUCAGAGACAUUGUUUUAUGUGAGAACUUUAGCUUUGGAAUAAACACAUUUUCAUGUAAUA
Messenger RNA from Strigops habroptila (Kakapo), 873 nucleotides. RefSeq names its product family with sequence similarity 207 member A (gene SLX9). Gene Ontology annotation, cellular component: preribosome, small subunit precursor; nucleolus; 90S preribosome. Lineage: Eukaryota; Metazoa; Chordata; Aves; Psittaciformes; Psittacidae. The coding region runs from base 57 to 731 and encodes 224 amino acids. Gene Ontology annotation, biological process: maturation of SSU-rRNA from tricistronic rRNA transcript (SSU-rRNA, 5.8S rRNA, LSU-rRNA). The record is from RefSeq and is a predicted model, not a curated record. The transcript is spliced from 7 exons.